Spinacia oleracea (spinach) is the source of this 2347-nucleotide messenger RNA. RefSeq names its product protein PSK SIMULATOR 1. Lineage: Eukaryota; Viridiplantae; Streptophyta; Magnoliopsida; Caryophyllales; Amaranthaceae. Bases 206 to 1918 code for a protein of 570 amino acids. Gene Ontology annotation, biological process: positive regulation of growth. The record is from RefSeq and is a predicted model, not a curated record. The transcript has 2 exons.
UGAAUUUCUCACUCUCUCAUUCACACACUCACUUCUUCUUCAAUAAUUAAUUCAUAAUCCGAAACAACACACAAACAAACACACACAUCUAUCUGUGUUUCGAUAACCCCAGUUGCUUGGUUUCUGGUUUCUGGUUUCUGGUUUCGGAACUUCGAUCCCUUUUUCUUUCUCCUCAACAACACCUGCGGUUUUUUUCUUUUCUGGGAUGGGUCUUGGAGUGAAAGAGUCCUGGUUUAGUAGUUUGUGGGGGACCUCACGAAGAAAUGGAUCACGUUCUGAGAAAGUGAUAAUGGGAAUCCUGGCAUUUGAGGUGGCAACUUUGAUGUCCAAAGUUGCUAACCUGUGGAAUUGUUUGGGUGAUAACCAUAUUGCGCGGUUGAGAGAAGAUGUUGUUAACUCGCCUGGGAUUUUAAAACUUGUAUCGGAUGAUGAAAUAUUUCUCAUGAACCUUGCUUUUGCAGAAAUAGUUGAGAAUUUGUGGUAUGCUGCACACUCUGUCACUCGGUUAGGAAAGAGGUGCUCUAAUCCUAUAUAUCACCAUUUGGACCAUAUUUUUAGUAGCCCUUUAGAGAACUCAAUUGAAUCUUAUGGAUGGGAGUAUAAAUGGAAGAAGAUGGAGAAGAAAGUUAAGAAAUUGGAGAAAUUUGUUGCUGCUACUGCACAGUUGCAUCAAGAGAUGGAAGUGUUGGUGGAGCUUGAACAAACAUUGAGGAGAAUGCAGUGUAAUCCAGAAACCAAUCGAGUAAAAUUGCUUGAAUUUCAGCAAAAGGUCAUUUGGCAACGUCAAGAGGUGAAAAACUUACGAGAAAUGUCCCCCUGGUCUAGGACAUAUGACUACAUUGUGCAGCUUCUAUCAAGGUGCCUUGUUACUAUAAUUGAGAGGCUUAAAAUUCUGCUUGGAAUUAAUCAAGUGAUAUUUUUGGACAGAAAUCAUGCGCAUGGGGACCAGCCUACUGUUGGACCCCUGCUUCGGAGCCGCUCAUUUGUACAAUCUUCUGUUUAUCCCUCUGAAAAUCAUGCCUCUCUAUUUUAUUCAGGACCUCUGGUUAGGUCAAGCUCUUUACUGGGAUUGCCAUCUAGAAGUAGGAGAGCUAGCAAAAGGCACCAGAAACAGAAUUAUCAACAUGUACAUAACCAACAUAAAAAGUUCCCCUUUUUAAACACAAAAAGAUUUACUCAAUCAGGGCCAUUUAAAGGAUGCAUGAUUGGUGGAAGUAAUCCUCCUGUAGUUAAGAGCUGUAUGCCAACAAGCAUUGGGCCUUCAAGUUCCGCAGCUAUUGCUUUCGGUGAUGUAGAUGGAAGGUUAAACAAAUUGGAUCCUUCUUGUGACAGCUCAUUUCCCACAAGCGGCUCCGUUUAUCUUUCACAAUGUAUAUUGUCAAAUACUCCUCCAUGUUCUCUGGGAAAUGCUGCCUUAAGUCUCCAUUAUGCAAAUAUUAUUAUAUUAAUUGAAAAGCUUGCUUCAUCACCUCACCUGAUUGCCCAUGAUGCAAGAGAAGAUCUGUACAAUAUGUUAACAACAAACAUUAGAAGCAUGUUGAGGGCAAGACUAAAACUAUACACCAAAUCCUUGGCUUCCUCACCUCAUGAUUCUGUCCUUGCUUCUGAAUGGAGUCUGGCAAUAGCGAGAAUGUUGGAAUGGCUUUCUCCUCUUGCCCAUAACACAAUUAGAUGGCAUUCUGAGAGGAAUUAUGAGAAGCAGCAUAUUGUUUCUCGGGGGAAUCUUCUUCUAGUGCAGACUUUGUAUUUUGCGAACCAAUCAAAGACCGAAGCUGCAAUUAUAGAACUUUUAUUGGGUUUGAACUACCUGUACAGAUUUGGCAAAGAAGUGAAUGAGAUAGUUUUCUUGGAAGCGAGUGGUAUCGGAGUUUAUGAUGAGUAUGCUAUUCAGACAGAUACUGUCGCUUGCAAUGCUUAAUCUAUUAUGGGGGCAAACUUUUCUCGGUUUCUCUGAUGAUAGUGGUACACAUACAGAAAAGCGUAUUCAAGUUUGCUGGAUUUCUGGAAGAGUCAGUGUUAGAUUUGUAAAGGGCCUUGGCAGAUUUGCUUGUACUGAGAAGCCUUUGUUUCACAUAGCAAGGAAUCCAUUGGAGAUAGCAGAUGAGUUAACCAUCUUUUAUAUACUAGUUAUACAUUGCUUAUUAUGUCUUAGGUUGCAUAACUUGUUCUUCCCCCCUCCCUCUUCUUCCCAAUCAAUAGCAACCAUAUUCUCUUCCUCAUCAAUUAUUGUAAAGCGUAGUUUAAAUUUUACAAGAGAUGUGCGAUGUUUAACUUUAACCUCAGUAUUUGUAUAAAACCUGAGAUUCUUUUUUCUUGCCUUGUGAGAGUAUCAGUCUGGCAUCUACUA